UAUGAGUAUCUGACGCAAUUUAUUCUUCCGCAUUCCGCAAUUUUGAAGUUUAGAUUCAUUAGUUUGAAGUUUGAACUGAAAUUUGACAACCAGUUGACAAUUGGCAACUUACUUCAGUCUUAUUUGGAUUGUAAACUACGUGUCGAUCAAUUUUACUCCUACUCCCAAACGUCCCUACUGUCGUCCCUACUGUAAAAAAAGGCAUAAAACAUAAGUUCUUUAAAAUGGUUCAAAAGUUAAAAGCUGAAGGAUAUCAGGAAUUCCAAACUGUAUUAAAAGAUAUUGAAAACAAAUCAAAGGAAAUUUUCAUCCUUUUCUCGGGCUCCAAGGAUACAACAGGUCACAGCUGGUGUCCUGACUGUGUUGAAGCUGAACCUGUCAUCGAGAAAGCUUUAGAAAGUGCUCCAGAAGAUGCAAUUUUUGUGUAUGUUGGUGUUGGUGAUAGAUCCUUUUGGAAGGACCCUGAUUGUGUGUUCCGAACUGAUAGCAAGACCAAAUUAACUUGUAUCCCAACACUACUUCAGUGGGGGACAAACAAGAGGCUACUUGACAACCAAUGCAACAAUCUUGAUACUGUUCUUAUGAUGUUUGAGGAUUAAUAAAUUUAAAAACAAAUCAAACACACAAGUCCUGUAACAUGACUGUGGGUAUUGUUAAAAUUAAAUAUCUUCUAGAUGAGAAGUUGCUAUAUGUUCAAUUACCAAGUUUAGUUUGUGUUCCUUAAAUAACUAGUAUUUGAAAUAUAUUCCAUUGUACUUUU
This is a messenger RNA of Daphnia pulicaria, 760 nucleotides long. RefSeq names its product thioredoxin domain-containing protein 17-like. Gene Ontology annotation, molecular function: protein-disulfide reductase [NAD(P)H] activity. Bases 225 to 599 code for a protein of 124 amino acids. The transcript has 4 exons. The record is from RefSeq and is a predicted model, not a curated record. Gene Ontology annotation, cellular component: cytosol. NCBI's taxonomy places the organism in Eukaryota, Metazoa, Arthropoda, Branchiopoda, Diplostraca, Daphniidae.